This is a messenger RNA of Symbiodinium sp. CCMP2456, 1257 nucleotides long. The record is from the annotation of a GenBank genome assembly. Lineage: Eukaryota; Dinophyceae; Suessiales; Symbiodiniaceae.
AUGGCUGCCGAAUCGCGAAACCCUUUGGUGGGUGGCGUGCAGCAUUCGCACGAUUUCUACACUGUCCUGAGAGUCGAUCGGAAUGCGUCGGUCAGUGAUCUUCGAUCUGCCUACCGCCGAGCUGUGCUUCACGCACAUCCUGACAGAGGGGGAAGCUCUGAAGCAUUCUGUUUGGUCACGAAGGCCUUUGAGACGUUGUCGAAUCCCUCCGAGCGGAGCGUGUAUGACGGAAGCCUGGAGGGCGAUGCCAACUACAAAACCGGAGGUUCAACUAACAGCGGAUGCAAGCGGCGUUCGACGAGCGAAGAUGGCCACAAUGAAUCUGGGGCAGGAAGAGGAACCAAAGCGCCAGAGGAGAGUCUGACAACCCUUCACGAAGUACUGCGAGAAAUGGGCAAGCCAAUGCGUGACCAAGAGAUUUGCAAGAUGCAUGAAGGUGUUCGGACUGCUUUGCUCAAGUUCAUGGAGGAGAGGCGAUCCCUGGAGAAGCCAGUAAAGUUUCGUGAACCGGUGUAUGCUGUUGGUUCUAGCUGCAUGCGACUUCGAAGCUUUCGAGACUCAACUGGUCGCGAGAAGUUCAGCGUUCAAUUAGAUGUCGACUGCUUGAGGGCAUACACCCGUCAGGUGCCGCUGGAGAGUGCCAUCGAACAUCAACUGGUGCUGUCUGACUUGAGAGACCAUCUGCUGAAGGCUGAGGCAUCAUUCUGGAAACCGCCCUUCAAGAUCUGCCAAGUUUUCCAAACCGUACUCUCAUCUCACACCACUACAGUCUGCACGCUUGGCCUCAGCAUCUUCGUUCAGAUGCGAGCAUCGGAAUGGAUUCCGAAUGCUUACUCUCUCACGUCGCCAGUCAUGGGGUUCGACGAGACGGUGGCGCUUCGCCACCGAUUGAUAACUGCGAGGGCGACUUCUUGGGCGAUGUUGCGUCGAGAGUGGGUUGCUCUCUUGCAGGCGAGAAAGUACAGCAUGACGGCAGGGGAUGCAUCAGUUUAUGUCGACAAGGCAAGGGAGGAGCUUUUACGAAGGCGCCUUGUCCAGGCCACAACAUGCGUGGAGCUGGCCCAAAAGCAGGAGCCGGCAUCGGAGACAUCGGGCGAAGGAAUGAAAAACCAUCUUUGUCGCAAGAAAUGCAGAGGUCCCAAUUCAACAUGUUUGACAGCAGCGGCAUUGCGAGUGCACACUGAAGCUUGUGCUUCAAGACCUUGCUCUGAUCGGCCUUUUGCGAAUCUUGCGGAAACGUUGGGUGAUGAUAAGUGA